Molecule: messenger RNA, 669 nt
Organism: Malassezia restricta
Lineage: Eukaryota; Fungi; Basidiomycota; Malasseziomycetes; Malasseziales; Malasseziaceae
Product: cytochrome b561
Exons: 2
Coding region: 1-669 (222 amino acids)
Molecular function (GO): transmembrane monodehydroascorbate reductase activity
Source: RefSeq, a predicted model, not a curated record
AUGCCUACAAUAGGCGAAUUGUUAUGGCACAAUAACAUCUCCGGUGCCCGGUUGGCGCAGAUGGGGGCCGCGUCCGUCGUUGCGAGUGUAUGCGUCGCUGUAUUUUAUGUCUCAGAGAAUUGGCACAUCCCUACUUUUGCAUGGCAUCCACUCCUGGUCACCCUCGGCCUCUUUUUCCUGGUACAAAGCAUACUUAUCCUCCAGCCCACUAGGGCGCAAGCGGAAAAGAAGCUCGGGCUACAGUGGCACCAAAUUCUCAUUUUGUGCGCUGGUCUGCCGAUGAUGACUAUGGGUGCAUGGAUUAUAUGGCACUUGCACAGUCUACCCGGCCAGAAGCACUUUAUCUCUUGGCACGGCCUACUCGGUUUCUGUAUCAUCAUGCUACUCUGGCUUCAAGUUCUUUUUGGUGCCUCGACUUUGUACUGGAAGAAUGUUUUCUAUGGCACAGAGUCGCGCGCCAAGGCCAUGUGGAAAUAUCAUCGCAUGAGUGGAUAUACAUUGUGCGCGCUCCUUCUAGUAGAGCUUGUUCUGGCCUUUUGGGAAGUUCAGUGGAUGAAGAAAACAGGAGGACUUCCCCUGGUGGCUUUUACGACGGCCAUGGUUGUGGUCACGUCAUAUGGCAUCGCAAACCGCGUUGACUUGUCCAAAUGGGGAUUCGGCAGUCCAUAA